Molecule: messenger RNA, 1266 nt
Organism: Exophiala oligosperma
Lineage: Eukaryota; Fungi; Ascomycota; Eurotiomycetes; Chaetothyriales; Herpotrichiellaceae
Exons: 4
Coding region: 1-1266 (421 amino acids)
Molecular function (GO): FAD binding; monooxygenase activity
Source: RefSeq, a predicted model, not a curated record
AUGGGUUCUGCUGGUGAAGCCAAGUGGAAGCAACUCGAUAUUGGAGUGAUCGGCGGUGGUCUUGGUGGGUUUGCUGCUGCCAUAUCUCUGCGUCGAGCUGGUCACAAAGUUACGGUGUAUGAGCGCGCACAUUUUGCUGGAGAGGUCGGAGCCUCAAUUAGCUGCGCAGCCAAUGGUACGAGAUGGCUGGAAGAUUGGAAUGUUGAUGUUUCAAUUGGCAAACCUGUCAUUCUGCGGAAUUUGAUAUCUCGGGACUGGGACACCGGCAAUGAGCAGAAUGUUUACGACUUGGGAGAUUAUAAGGAACGGUGGGGUUAUGUUUAUUACAUGUUCCACCGACAAGACAUGCAUAAGAUGCUCAUGGAGACUGCUCUGGGCGAGGGCGAGGGCAUCCGUCCAGAGUUGAAACUCGACCACAAGUUGACAGAUAUUGACUUUGAAAACGGUCUUGUCAAGUUUGAGAAUGGCACAGAGGUGCAACAUGAUGCCAUCGUCGCUGCAGACGGGGUCGGGUCUACCGCACGGGCUCGUAUGGGGAUUGUUCCGGACAAAAAGCCUUGCACGUCUACUUGCCUUCACGCAAAUGUGGACAGAAAGCAAGCUCAGGCACUUGGAUUGCCCGACUAUGCCACUAAUGAUGCGAUCGAAUAUUGGGGAGGAUAUGGAGACGACAAAAUUGUAUUUUCGCCAUGUCAUGACAGCCAAAUCCUCUCCUUUUAUUGUUUCUUCCCCCGAGGGAAAGGCAAGAUUGGGGACGAAGGAUGGAACUACGUGGCCUCCUUGAAAGAGCUUCUUGAUCCGUACCCAGAGCUCGAUCCAAAUGUGAUCGAACACCUCAAGAUCUCGACUGACAUUCGACCUUGGAGACUUUGGAUUCAUCAAGAGUAUCCAUUUUGGGCCAAGGGCUUGUGCUCAUUGAUGGGAGAUGCGGCCCACCCCAUGAUGCCCGAUCAAAGCCAGGGUGCAUGCCAGGCCAUCGAGGACGCGGCGGCACUCGGCCUCGUAUUCUCAAAAAGGCACUUCCGUGGGGAUGUGCGUGAAGCCUUCGAGAUCUUUGAAGCAGUUCGAAAGCCUCGUGCUUCUAAGGUGCAGGCCGCGAGUGCAAGAGCACGGCUAAACAUCACCGAACGCAUUGGCUUCUCAAGUAAUACCAACAACCUCAAGUACAGCGUUGCGGAUGAGAAGCAAAAGCUCACAAUCGAUGAGAUGAACCUGUACGACAUGAAGCGUCAUGUAGCUGAAGUGUAUGAGGCAUAUGGACACUGA